AUGCGACCUCACGCCACUUUUCUCAGCGCCCGUCUCGCCUCUAUUGGGGCCACGACUGAUUCACCUGGGAUUUUUGAGGUUGACCUAAUCUUCCCCCAAAACAAGACUUACACGAUGCCUAACCGCACCGAAUUCACCAAAUUCCCAGUGGUAUGGGCAAUGCGGAAUGCUCCUCAGGCAAAGCUCCUAGAUGCGCGCAUAGAAUUUGCCAUGGACUGGGGCGCCGACCUACACCCCAUCCAAAAUGGCCGCCCUUCCAUUGUCAAUCCGAAUAGAACGGAUUAUAUACAAUAUGCGACUAUGCUUGUCCUGGGAGUUGCACUUGAAGGCACCUACCAGCUUGAAUGGCAAGUGGGUGGUGGACAGUGUCUGCCAAACAGCGGGAUCAGCAACUUAACCACCCCGAGGUCAUCAAUCUGGUUCCAAAUUGCAAACAGAGGUGGCGAGACUCCUGAUUUACUUGCAGCCGCUCAAGACUGUGCGGGAAGAAGUGGCCAAGCUAUCAAUGUCGCAUCGGUGCUAAAAAGCCCUUCUUGUCCUACCUGCGCCAAGCUGGAUGAGAUCGACCCGUUUCCAGACCCCGAUCCUUGCGCAGUACCUGUCGACCGCGUCGCUAUUAGCAAUAUCACAAGGGAUAUCGAAAUCGAUCAAAAUUCUAACAGCGGGUGCACAGCUCCCCGUCAGACGGGCCAUCUUUCAUGCCCCGCGAAGAGCGCUGCUCAGUUUGUGGCUGUCGGACUAUUGAUAUGGUUACCUGUUGCUGUAGCACUCUUUCUUUAG
[Torrubiella] hemipterigena is the source of this 780-nucleotide messenger RNA. The record is from the annotation of a GenBank genome assembly. Lineage: Eukaryota; Fungi; Ascomycota; Sordariomycetes; Hypocreales; Clavicipitaceae.